Molecule: messenger RNA, 2088 nt
Organism: Lates calcarifer (barramundi perch)
Lineage: Eukaryota; Metazoa; Chordata; Actinopteri; Centropomidae
Gene: cep43
Product: centrosomal protein 43
Exons: 21
Coding region: 244-1980 (578 amino acids)
Biological process (GO): microtubule anchoring
Cellular component (GO): centrosome
Molecular function (GO): protein binding; calcium ion binding
Source: RefSeq, a predicted model, not a curated record
CAUUGAUUCUCUGACUCAACAUGACAGGUUCCGUUAUUUUUACAGUGCAGCUCCAACACACACACACACACACACACACACACACACACACACACACACACACACACACACACACACACACAUCACCCAGAGAAGAAGAAGAAACAGGUGAAGCGAGCAGCUAAGGUUCGUUCCUCUCACUCAUUUUAAAUCCUGAUCCGGGUACAGUUCCCUGCCGGUUGGUGGCGCUAACGCUCCAUUUCCAUGUUUGCCGAUAAAACCCACGAAGAAGAGGCAGGAGGCGGAAGUAGCAGCAGCAGUAGAAGAAGAAGAGGUUUGUUUAGUUCCGUUGUCCUGACAGCAGCAGCCGUUAGCUUCACACAAACACAGAACAUGUCGGCUACCGAGGACGACACCGAGCUCCGGGACCUGCUCAUCCAAAACCUGGAGAAUAGCGGAGUCCUCAACAAGCUCAAGGCGGAGAUGAGGGCGGCGGUGUUUCUGGCCAUGGAGGAGCAGGACAAAGAGAAUAAAAGUCCUCUGAUCAACGAGAAGCUGAAGACGUGUCUCAACACUAAAGACGGUCGCCUCGUGGCCAGUCUGAUCGUGGACUUCCUGCAGGUCUUCAACCUGGACUUCACCCUGGCCGUGUUCCAGCCGGAGAUCAACUCGCUCAACGGUCUGGACGGUCGGGACCUGGUCUGCAGAGACCUGGGUCUGUCAGAGUCCGAGGUGAACAGGAACUCUCCUCUGCUGCUGGAGCUCAUCAGGAGAGGACGACACAGAGAGAAACAGACGGCUGGCUCUGAGGGAGACAGAACCAUCCCCAAGGAACCGUCUCAGAAACAGAUCAUAAGCGCCCAGAAGAAAUUUGACCUUUACGACAAGGACCGGAGCGGCUCGGUUUUAAAAGAGGAUCUGAAGAGUGUCUUCACAGACCUGUUCCCCGGUUUGAACAAGAACAUGUUGGAGAGGUUCAUCAGUGACGAGCUCCGAGCUGCCGACAAAACUUUCUCUACAGUGAUAGAGUUCCAGGUGUUUCUGGGAAUGUACAAGCGUCUCUUCGCUCAGUGCAGAAGUGUGGUCGUUCAGGACUCUGAUGUCGGCCGACCUCAGGGCCCCUCCCCUGAGGAGAGAACCAGCUCUCCACCUGUCAGUAAGAUCCCCAGGUUUAAAGGCCAGAGACACAGAGGACAGAGUCAGACAGCAGCCCAGGACUCGGACCGAGCGUCGUCUCUGGGGAAAGGAGACUUCCAGCAGCAGGCGUCCGACAGCAGGACCUCCUCCUUCGGCCUAAAGAGGGAGCGUCUGGACCUGGACCUGGAGGUGGAGGACGACCUUGAUGACGGAGACUCGUUCUUCGACGACCCGCUGCCCAAACCACAAAAGACCUACGGCUGUCGUAGUUCUCCGUUUGGAGAGAAGGACUCAUCAGAGAGGACCGACUCUCAGAGGGACGUUGUCCCUCUGAGGGAGGAGUGUCUCUCUGGCCCGGUCGUCUCCCCCAUGAGGCGAGGCAAAAGCCUCAACGAUCUGUCUGUCCUGGCCUGUGACUCAGAGGGCGAGCGAGACGAUCGUCUGUCUGAACACGGUCAGAGCUCUGAGCUCAGGAAGGUGGAGGCGUCCGGGGCCAGAGAGAGUCCUGCAGGGUCCCUGCCUGAGGCUCCGAGACCAGGAGGAGGAGGACGAGCAGGAGGAGGAGGAAGUAGCACAUCAGAGCAGAGCCACAGCAGGAACGGAGAGAAGGGAUUCAGAGACUCGAAGGCUCUGAAUGAUAAAACUGGAUCUCUGCAUUUAGAUGACGACGUUGAAUAUGACGACGACUUUAACAGCCAUCGCUCAGAUUUCUCCAAGAGCGAGCUGAGUAUCGGUGAGGAGAUUGAGGAGGUUUCCAUCGAGGGACCCGACAACAGCGACAAGUUUGAUGAAACCACUCAGGACCUGAGCGUCUCUCAGCUCAGUCAGAGUCACGGAGCUGAUUACAUGGAGGAGGUGCCCUGACUCUCCCAUCAAGCAUCACUACUUUCCUUCCCAUCAUGCAUCUCUUUUUAUCAUCAAUAUUUAAGUCUGUACAGUUUCACUGAGCAAAUAAAUGGAUUUCUACUGAGA